Molecule: messenger RNA, 1336 nt
Organism: Colletotrichum godetiae
Lineage: Eukaryota; Fungi; Ascomycota; Sordariomycetes; Glomerellales; Glomerellaceae
Exons: 2
Coding region: 326-1261 (311 amino acids)
Biological process (GO): tetrahydrofolate interconversion
Cellular component (GO): cytosol
Molecular function (GO): methenyltetrahydrofolate cyclohydrolase activity; methylenetetrahydrofolate dehydrogenase (NADP+) activity
Source: RefSeq, a predicted model, not a curated record
AGGACGGCACGAAUAAUUCUCACCCGGAAACGACAAACAAAUGAAAAUCUGGGACGUUCCCGUGUGGCACGCCCCACCAGCGCUAGCUGUCGCGGCUUCUUGUAGACCGAGAUCGACGUCUUCAGUCGGGAUUCUGAGACAUUCAUUUAGCACCGUGGCCCGUCGCGCCAGGCAACCUUCUCCCACGUUCGGCGCGUCUUGCCAGGUCAUCAAAAUUGGGCUCUAGCCUCUGGCGCAUCUCAUCACCAGAACUUGGGUUCGUACUUGCUAGUUCUUUGAAUUUGCGUCUGUGUAUGUCGCUGAUUGGAGUGCAUCGUGCUUCGUCAUGUCUUUGAGCACACUUGAAGGGGGCGCCAUCAUCGAUGAGAAGUGUGAGUGCCAGCCUACUUUCGAACACUUCCCCGGUGCGUCUCUUCUCAAAGGACUACCUGUUUCCGCGAACAUUGAGCGAUGGUGCUACCGCCACAGAUCGCGGGAUGGCAUCGAGCCAACGCUAGGGGUGAUCUACUUCGACACGGGUAGCGACGCGAAAGAGUACCUCCAGAUCAAAGCCGAGGUGGCUGCCAAGGCUGGUAUUCGAUAUAUAUCACACCGACUUCCACCUGAUGCGUCGGUCGACGAGACGCGCGACAAAAUCGCCGAAUUGAAUGGAGAUGAGAACACCCAUGGCAUUCUGAUCCAGCGACCUCUACCAGAUCAUCUCGAGGAACACGAAAUAAUGAACAGCAUCCACACGAAAAAGCACAUUGAGGAAUAUGCUAAGGGUUAUGCGGCCAAUAUCGCACUGGAUGGUCUGAGGCGGCUGCUCGACGUCUACCACAAGGCCUGGAUGCUCGACCUGACUAUCGUUCUGCUGGGAGGUACGAACAUCAUAACGCCAGGCUUCAAGGCGGACUUGCAACGACAUCUUCCCCAUGUCGAAAUCCUGGAGAUGCUCGGUGGGAAAAUUAGGGACAUCGAUUCCAAGCGUCACGUCAUUGUGAUGACGGAGCUUAACAAAGGUGGAAUCAUUAAACCGAGUAUGAUUGGGCCUGGGGUGAAGCUGGUAGUUGACUUGGGUUUCGACGUUGUGACCAAAACUGGUGACUUGGAUCCUGGGGUGCACGAUAUCAGCAAUCUUGUUGUUGUGCCUACUCCGGGAGGGGUGUUACCGGUCAUCAUUUGGGUCAUGAUGGAACGCACAAUCAAAUCGAAGGCACACCUAGAGUCCUCUCGGAACUGCUGUCUUUCCGGUGUGCAUUCUGUAUGUACGGUUUUUUAAGUACUACUCAUCAUGGCAUGCAAAGUACUUGAUCAAGCAUAGAUCUCCAAAUAUUAAUCACUAAUUCUAAACUCG